This is a messenger RNA of Penicillium hordei, 1587 nucleotides long. RefSeq lists its product as uncharacterized. Bases 1 to 1587 code for a protein of 528 amino acids. The record is from RefSeq and is a predicted model, not a curated record. The transcript has 5 exons. NCBI's taxonomy places the organism in Eukaryota, Fungi, Ascomycota, Eurotiomycetes, Eurotiales, Aspergillaceae.
AUGUCUUCCUGCUAUUCGAAUUGCUCGGAGCGACCGCCCCCCUUGUCUCCCGAUAAUGAUAUCACUGGACCUGGAGUUAUCACCAACUACGUUGCAUCUGCAGGAAUCACCGUCUUCAUAAUUCUGCUUUACUUCUUUGUGGUUUUUGAUCCAGCCCGUGAUCCAUUCGAGAAGGAUGAAAAGUCUCCAGAAGACCCGCCAUUUCGUCCCAAUGCGAUUGAUCUGCUGAUUACGCGCAAGUGUGUCGUCGCAAUGGGCGACCUUCAACUCGUCACAGGAUUCUCAAUCCUUAUCAGCGGUGCUUUUCAGCUAAGUUGCAGCCUCACUGUCUACGAAUGGCAAAUUGCCGUCUAUCUAGCAUGGUUCUCUUGUCUGACUCACCUGUCUUGUCUGAUGGUCCUGCGAAGCUACCUUUACGUCCACACCUUUGGACGAACCUGGAGGCUGGUCACGAUGGGGGUACUCGCCAUACUGCUGAUAGUCGGGCUACUUCCCACAGCUAAUUAUGCCGAUCUUUUCAAUUCACGUCCUCGCCCUUCAGACUAUGCCAAGUGUUAUUUGAAAAUUCGCCCCUCCUCGGAUAUAGCACUUUGCUCAAUGGUUUUUUCGGUCUUGACUAUAGCUAUUGGGUUCAUUUCUCGCGUGAUGAAAUUACACAAAAUCCUUUCCGUCACGCUUUGGGGAGGGCUCAGAAUCCGGGCCAGUCUUCAGGCUCGGGCCAUACUGCGUGCCAUAUACAAGUGGUGUACCACAAGCCGCCCCGUGCAAGGCUUGGGGUUCUCUCUUGUAUAUCGACCUCUAUUUGCAGUCUUCCUUGUAGCACGUUUUGCGUUAGACGCGUGGGUCUCCAUGUUUGUAGAGGCGCUGUGGCUGUUCAUUGCUUUUUUCUGGGGUGUUCUCCGUCUUAUGGCCGCGCUUAACGACACUCCCAAGGAUCAAGAUUUGUGGACAAAGACCGCAGGGCAGAGCAGAGAUAAUUGGACUUUUGGACAAGUCGUAUCGUUGGUGUUAAUGGUGGCACCUCUCAUGAACCUGUUGGAAUACUUCGACCAAAAUCCUACCCCUGGUGCCCGAAUAUCGCUGCCUAGGGAUGGUAUUGAGCCCCGCGAGCCUAUGGGACUUUCUUCCAAUCCUGUUCCGCCUCCAUUCAUGGAGGAAGAUCCAGAUCCCAAAAGCCUUGAUGGGAACUGGUCUAACCAUUCCGAGACUCUUGGGACGGCGAUUGUCUACGGUCUUCUCUCGAUGAUGAAUUUCGUCAUGCAGCUUUUUUUGCCCUCUAUAAACAAACCCCUGCUCGAGAUAUUGAUCAGUCUAGAAUGGGGUGUCAAGGUGAUUCUUGCGUUGACGGGCACGUAUGGAGUCGUUCUGUUUUCUUUGUUUCUUGAAUCGGAGGUAAGCAAAGAGAGAAAGAGGACUCGACGCUGUCUUCAAUUUUUGAAUAUUGCAUUCCACGUGCUCAGCUUUAACUUUGGGGCUGCGUAUCCGCUUAACCAAAGUCAGAUUAUGUUGAAUUUCAUGCAACCUUUUGCCCUCGCCUUUUACGGGCUGUUGGCUGUCAACAGCAAAUGGUAUCAAAGUCAUAGAUGA